AUGGGAGGCAACCAGUCAUGGGUCACAGAAUUCAUCCUGGUGGGAUUCCAGCUCAGUGCAGACGUGGAGGUGCUCCUCUUCUGGAUCUUCUCCCUGUUCUAUAUGUCCAGCCUGUUGGCAAAUGGCACAAUCUUGGGACUGAUCUGUCUGGACCUUAGACUGCAUACUCCCAUGUACUUGUUUCUCUCACAUCUGGCCAUCAUUGACAUUUCCUACACUUCCAACAAUGUCCCCAAAAUGCUGGCAAAUCUUAUGAACCAGAAAAGGACCAUCUCCUUUGUUCCAUGCAUAAUGCAGACAUUCUUGUCUUUGGGUUUUGCUGCUACUGAGUGUAUGAUCUUGGUGGCGAUGUCCUAUGACAGGUUUGUGGCCAUCUGCCAUCCUCUCCAAUACACUGUCCUUAUGAGCUGCAGAGUGUGCACAGUACUGUAUGUCACUUCCUGGGCAUGUGGAUUCAUCCUGGCCCUGGUAAAUGCAAUUUUCCUUCUAAAGUUGCCCUUCUGUGGACCCCAAAAUGUCAACCACCUUUUCUGUGAAAUUCUGUCUGUCCUCAAGCUGGCCUGUGCUGACACCUGGAUCAACCAAGUGGUCCUGUUUGCAUCCUCUGUGUUUGUCUUAGUCGUACCCCUUUGCUUAAUGCUUGUCUCUUACAUGCAGAUCAUCUGGGUCAUCCUAAAGAUCCAGUCAAAAGAAGGGCGCAUAAAGGCCUUCUCCACCUGUUCCUCCCACCUCUGUGUGGUUGGGCUCUUCUUUGGCAUAGCCAUGGUGGUUUAUGUGGUCCCAGACUCUAAUCAACGAGGGGAGCUAGAGAAAAUGUUGUCCCUAUUUCACAGUCUAUUUAACCCAAUGCUGAACCCCCUCAUCUACAGCCUGAGGAAUGCUCAGGUGAAGGACGCCUUCCACAGAACAUUGCAGAAGAUGACGUCCAUGUGA
Molecule: messenger RNA, 933 nt
Organism: Galeopterus variegatus (Sunda flying lemur)
Lineage: Eukaryota; Metazoa; Chordata; Mammalia; Dermoptera; Cynocephalidae
Product: olfactory receptor 2A2-like
Exons: 2
Coding region: 1-933 (310 amino acids)
Biological process (GO): G protein-coupled receptor signaling pathway
Cellular component (GO): membrane
Molecular function (GO): G protein-coupled receptor activity; olfactory receptor activity
Source: RefSeq, a predicted model, not a curated record